AUGACCUCGUGCCUUACAGCUGAGUCAAUUCCGCCUCCAAAGAAUGUUCAUCUUCGCCAAGUUGGGAACAAUGGAGCUAAUCUUACAUGGAAUGAAGUAACCUCCCCUAGGGUUGAUGUGAUUGGAUAUAUGGUUUACUUCCAAGACGGAGAAAUUGUGAAAGUGCAUAUUUAUUCUCUCUCUCUCCCUCCCUCUACAGAAAAAAUUCCACCACCACGAAAUGUUCAAUUUCUGCAAGUUGGAGACAAGUUGGCACGCCUUUCAUGGAAUGAAGUGACCUAUCCAGGAGUAACUGUGCUUGGAUAUUUCGUUUUUUACAAAGACGGUAACUUGGAAUGGAAACGUCAUAGAUCAAAAGCUUGUGAAGUUUUUCUUCCAUUUGAGAAGGAAAUGUUAGAGGCACAAGUAGCCGCCUUUCAUGGUCACAGGAACAAAGUUCUAGGAGAAAGGUCAAACUCGACUAGUAUUCAAAAGGAUCACCAACACGCACAUGUUCCUUUUCAGAGACAAGCUCCAGCAAUGUGUAAAUUAUACUUUUUGACAUUCCGGCGGGAAGUACGCGUUUACAACUCCACAAUUGCUACAUUAGUUCUGACAAUAGCUUAUUUUCCUCUCAAAACUCCUGUUCCAGACGCCGAGACUCAAUUGUUUUGGAAAAAGUGUAAAGCAAAUUUAGAAUUCUCUCGAGAUCAGCAUUUGAAGGAACUUGAAAUAAAUUCAAAUUGGCAUUGCCAACCUCGUGUUUUCUCCCUCCUUGUAGAACAAGUUCCGCGUCCAGACUAUAUCAAAUUGAUGCAAGUUGGAGACAAUCUGGCACGCAUUUCAUGGAAAGAAGUGACCUAUCCAGGAGUAACUGUGCUUGGAUAUCUCGUUGUUUACAAAGACGGUAACUCGGAAAGGAAAGGCCGAAGAUCAACAACUUGUGAAGUUGUUCUUCCAUUUAAGAGUGAAGUGUUAGUGGUACAAGUAUCCGCUUUUCAUACAAGCCUCAAUGACCAAGGUAGCGAAAUUCUAGGACAAAUAUCAAAUGUGUUUGGUAUUGUAAAGAUCAGGCGAAGUAAGUUCUUGAAUUUAAUAUUGGAAAAUAUUAUUUAA
Rodentolepis nana is the source of this 1095-nucleotide messenger RNA. The record is from the annotation of a GenBank genome assembly. Lineage: Eukaryota; Metazoa; Platyhelminthes; Cestoda; Cyclophyllidea; Hymenolepididae.